AUGCUGUAGGUUGCAACAGAUUGCGAAGUUUAUCACGAAUUGAACGAGAACUUUAUGCGUGAUUUUAGGUUUAAAGAGUUUUGUUAGCCGUAUAAUGCCGUUAUUUUCUAGUUCCUCACCCUUUGAUCAAGAUGUUGGUAAGAUUCAACGCAUUAUUAGUGCUUCUCUUGUUAAGCAAAACACAAACGAAUGUCGAUUAAUCUCCUCUCUACAGAGAAAGCCACUAGUGAACUCAACACAACAGAUGACUGGCAGCUUAUUAUGGAAAUAUGCGAUCGUAUUCCACGUUCACCGAGUGGGUAAGGAGAUGUUUUUCCUCCCAAAUUUCUGUCAUACAGUUUGUCGCCGAUCUUAAAUAAGUAAACGUUUUGUGUGUCGAAGAUAUUAAGUCAUCUGACUAUUAACAGUAAGUUAUUCAUUUGACAUCCUGGCACGAUUAUGUUAUUUCCGUAUUUCGAUUAAGGUAUUAUAUGGAAUAAUCUUCUUAAAAAGGUAAAUACUAGCAUUGUAAGGCAGUUUGAGACCGUUACUACAGAUUCAUAUAAAGUCAUAUGUUGAGUUGUACGGGCAUAAAAUGCGUUUAUUAAAUACGUGAAUGCCAUUGUAUACAUAUUCAUUGUUUGCUCAACACAACUCAUACUAAUGUACACUUCCUUGUCAUGUCUUCAACAGCAGGUGAUGUCAUAAUGACAUAAUGUUGAUGUCAUAGUUUCAUUAUACAUAAUUUGUGGCCACAGUUCUCAAUAACAAAAAUAAAUUAAUAACCAAAAUAAUAGAAAUAAAAAAAUUGAAGGCAAAUAAUUUCACCAUAUGGCAUGUAGUACACCUGUAUAAUUGGUCUGGCUCUAUAGAAAGUAGAUUGGACAACUGCAAAGUCAGAAGUUUCAAGGUUUGAAUGUUUCAAAGGGCUUUCACUUUUGUCCUUUUGUUGUGACAGAUGUUGAACAUCUCCAAUACAGAUGUUGAACAUCUCCAAUACAGAUGUACUUCCUGCCAUGAUUGUUUUCAAAGAAUGUUUUAUAAAUUUGAUGUUGUGGUAGUUUUAAGCUGAAAUUUACAUUGUGAUUCAGGUUUUUUGCUGAACCAAUUUUUUGGUACUGUAGUCAGUCACAGUUGAAGUUUGAUUAAGAUGUGAUUCAAUUCUUAUUUUUUUCUGAAAUAAUGAAAAAGUAGGAAGUAACCAUUUACUUAAUCUAUUUCCUGAAAAGAUAAUUUGGUAUUAUCAACUAAGUUGAUAACAUAAAUAGGUAUUAGCCCUUUGUAAGGGUGACAGGCUAAUGCUCAAAACGUCAGCUUUGUAACUCUUAAUGGUGGCUAAUUUAUGUUAUCAACUCAGUUGAUAAUACCAAAUUACCUUGGUAUACUUUCCCACCAAUGCAAGUUACAUCAUCAACUCAGUUGAUAAUACCAAAUUACCUUGUUAUACUCUCCCACGAAUGCAAGUUACAUCAUCAACUCAAAUUGCCUUGUUAUAAUCUCACCAAUGCAAAUUACAUCAUCAACUCAGUUGAUAAUACCAAAUUACCUUGUUAUACUCUCCCAUGAAUGCAAGUUACAUCAUCAACUUAGGUGUUAAUACCAAAUUACCUUGUUAUACUUUCCCACCAAUGCAAGUUACAUCAUCAACUUAGGUGGUAAUACCAAAUUACCUUGUUAUACUCUCCCACGAAUGCAAGUUACAUCAUCAACUCAGGUGGUAAUACCAAAUUACUUUGUUAUACUCUCUCACCAAUGCAAGUUACAUCAUCAACUCAGUUGAUAAUACCAAAUUACCUUGUUAUACUUUCCCACCAAUGCAAUUUACAUCAUCAACCCGGGUGGUAAUACCAAAUUGCCUUGUUAUACUCUCUCACCAAUGCAAGUUACAUCAUCAACUCAGUUGAUAAUACCAAAUUACCUUGUUAUACUCUCCCAUGAAUGCAAGUUACAUCAUCAACUUAGGUGUUAAUACCAAAUUACCUUGUUAUACUUUCCCACCAAUGCAAGUUACAUCAUCAACUUAGGUGGUAAUACCAAAUUACCUUGUUAUACUCUCCCACCAAUGCAAGUUACAUCAUCAACCCGGGUGGUAAUACCAAAUUACCUUGUUAUACUCUCCGACUGACUCAGCACUACAGUUUCUUUAGAAACUUACCCCCUUUAUUUCCUGAAAAGUGGAUCAAGCCAGUUGAUAAAUUAUAUGCAGGAGAUGUUGUUUCUAAUGCAGGGUCUCAGAGCAAGAGACAAAAUUAAUCAGCUUACAAAAAUUGGAAAUUACAAGAGAACUCUCCUGUCUUCUUGCCUUCAGUUUUCAUUAAUUUGUUUGGAGAAGUCAUUUUACUACUAGGCAUUGGAGAGGGAUUGCCUGUUGUUUAGGCUGCUGACUACCAAUAGGACGAGACAAAAUACUAGAAAAUUGGCUAACUUGAGUCAAAAUGUUGACAUCUAAUGUAGUAAUCAUCUUUCCUUUUGAUUGCUACCCCACAGACCUAAAGAUGCAUUGCGAUCGAUAAUGAAGAGAGUCAACCAUAGGGUUCCCCAUGUUGCUAUGCAGGCCUUGACUGUAAGUAGAAAUAUUUCAUUUGUUUCUGAUAAUUUUUAUCAGUUUGGAAUAAUUAAGGAAAGAGAUACUUAAUUCCUAAAGAGCAUAAGGGAUGUCAUAUAGGAGAGCCAAAUAGUUGCCCAUUUACACCAACUUUGUAACUAAGUCAAUUAGGAUCUUAUCAUUUGGCAGUUGUUCCUUUCAGUUUGAUCAGAUUGUUUUUUGCAAGUCCUGCUUGUGUUAUUGUGUACAGCCUCUAUAUAGUUCUCAAAUUUUCAGAUGAUGUUUUUAAAUUGGUAAAAAUUUUUUGCCUUACAUUUUAGCUUUUGUCAGCGUGUGUAAAUAACUGCGAUAAAGUAUUCCACUUGGAGGUGUGUUCAAGAGAUUUUGUCAAUGAAGCAAAAAAUAUAAUUUCCAGGGUAAGUUCGGAAACCAAAGUAGGUAAAGCAAUAUUGUCCAGAUGCAAAAGUGGAUACUAAACCACAAUGAUUGUGCAUGCAUCCUUAUUUUUGUUCUUUUAAGGUGCAUGUUUUUGAUGUAAACGAGUUGUGUAUCUUUUAAUGCCCACAAAAUUAUGCCACUUGAUGAUAAGGCUUGCUAUGGACCUUGAAUUGUUAAUUAUUGAAUGAAUAAAUUAAAUUUUUCCAUAUAAUAAUUUAUUCUUAUCUAAAUGUCAGUGAGUGACCAAGACGGAAUUUCUCUUUACAAUAUCAAUACAAUAUCACCAGAUAAGUGAUGAGAAUUAAGGAAAAUAUCAAUUUGGGGAUAAUUAGUUGAUUCAAUACUAAAUUCUCUGAACUAACAUGAUAAGAACUGUAUGGUUGAUAGAAAGGAGAAUUACAAAUUUGAUCUGGGAUUUAAAGGGUUAAAAGUGGUUUUAGCAUUUUAUUUGUCACCUUUUGUCUAAUUUUACUGUCAUUACUGCCAUUGGCUCUGACAAAGGGCCAAUGCUUUAAACAUCUGCUUUGAAACUCUUUACAGUGGCCAAUUUAUGUUAUGAUUCAACUUGUUGAUAAUACUAAAUUUCCGUGUUAAACUCUCCCACUGAUACAACACCACAGUUUUUUAUAGAAACUUACCUGCUUUAUCCAUUUCCUGUCAUUACAUAUAUACAGGGACAUCCCAGAGUAACAGAAAAAUUGAAAAGUCUGAUAAAAGAAUGGGCAGUUAGCUUCAAGGAUGACCCACAGUUAAGGUAA
Molecule: messenger RNA, 3720 nt
Organism: Pocillopora meandrina
Lineage: Eukaryota; Metazoa; Cnidaria; Anthozoa; Scleractinia; Pocilloporidae
Source: the annotation of a GenBank genome assembly